CGGUAAAUCCAUUCAACCAAGAUGGAUCUGUAAAUACCUGCCGGGACGAAGUUAGAUUCCAGCCACUGUGAAUAACGCUCUUCUCAAGUAUACAGUCUUCCUUCGUUUUUUCUUCUUCUCGUCCAUGCUCUGAUAUUCAGAUCAGCGAGGCUCUGUGAAGCCGCCGCCUUUCUCUCUCUUUCUUCCUGUUAUUUCAUACCCCCUCGCGGAAUCGGUCUCGGCCAACGUGGCACUAGAUAGCGGAGAGGGAGGCUAGCUGAGAUUACAGUGCCAGACUGUGGGAUGCCGAAUCCCCAAUCUCAACGUCAACGGUCACGAGCUGCAUCAUCAUCGGCGCGGCCUCCGGCUGGGGCCAGGGUUCCGCUCAGGCAAUUGUUUCGGGUGGCAUCGGUGGCUGGGGGCAUUCAGUUUGGGUGGGCCCUGCAGCUUUCUCUCCUGACGCCUUAUGUGCAGCAGCUUGGAAUUCCUCACGCGUGGGCUAGCAUAAUUUGGCUAUGUGGCCCUCUUUCUGGUCUUUUUGUUCAGCCCUUGGUGGGGCACAUGAGUGACAAGUGCACCAGCCGGUUCGGCCGCCGGAGACCCUUUAUCUUUGCCGGAACAGUGUCCAUCAUUAUUUCUGUUCUGGUCAUUGGUCACUCUGCUGACAUUGGCUGGUGGUUUGGUGACACGGAGAAUUCUCGGCCGAGAGCAAUAGUGGUAUUUGUGUUCGGGUUUUGGAUUUUGGAUGUGGCCAACAACAUGACUCAAGGUCCUUGUAGAGCUUUGCUUGCCGAUCUUACUGGCAAGGAUCAUCGAAGGACACGAGUGGCAAAUGCCUAUUUCUCUCUGUUUAUGGCUAUUGGUAACAUUCUUGGCUACGCAACUGGGUCGUUCAGUGGUUGGUACAGGGUUUUUUCUUUCACUGUUACCCCUGCAUGUAAAAUUAGUUGUGCAAAUCUCAAGUCUGCUUUCUUUCUCGAUGUUGUUUUCAUUGUGAUCACCACAUAUAUCAGCAUUGCAGCAGCUCAUGAAGCGCCUCUUAGUUUGAAUGGGGCUGCCCAUACUGAAGAAGGGGCAGGAGAGUCGGGUACUGCAGAAGAAGCGUUCCUGUGGGAGCUAUUUGGGACAUUCAAAUAUUUUUCAGCUCCUAUAUGGAUAAUACUGUCUGUUACUGCACUGACUUGGAUUGGAUGGUUUCCAUUUAUUCUGUUCGAUACUGAUUGGGUGGGUCGAGAGAUUUAUGGUGGUGAUCCAAAUCAAGGUCUUACUUAUGAUGCAGGAGUUAGAAUGGGGGCACUUGGUUUAUUGCUGAACUCGGUUGUUCUUGCUAUAACGUCAUUACUCAUGGAAUGGCUAAGCAGGAAGCGGGGGGCUGGCUUUUUGUGGGGAAUCUCAAACAUCGUAAUGGCUGUCUGCUUUAUCGCAAUUCUUGUAGUAACCUAUGUGGCAAACAGCAUUGGCUAUCUUGGCAAAGAUGAACCGCCAGUUGGCAUUUUAAUAGCGGCAAUAACAAUUUUUACCAUUCUUGGGUUUCCAUUGGCGGUCACUUACAGUGUCCCAUACGCCUUAAUCUCAGCACAUAUUGAGUCUUUAGGACUUGGCCAAGGAUUAUCGAUGGGAGUUCUGAAUCUGGCAAUUGUGAUCCCUCAGAUAGUGGUGUCUCUGGGAAGUGGACCAUGGGAUCAGCUAUUUGGUGGUGGAAACUCUCCAGCAUUUGCUGUGGCAGCUAUUGCAGCCCUUAUCAGUGGACUCAUUGCUGUCUUGGCUAUUCCUCGAUCUGGUGGUGGUUCUCAUAAGCCUAGAUCCCACGUUUGAGGUGCUGUGUUCUUUCUGGCUAUGGCACUGGUUUCUUUUGAAGAGGGAUGGUGGUAAAUCAUGGGGUAGCAAGAAUUUGUAUAUAGCUAUUUUUGCUCCUAUCUGAUUUUAGCCUUUUUCUCGAGCUUCCUUUCAUGAGAACCCUCUUCACCCAAUCUGUUUCUAAUAGACAAUUGUAUCCUUUGGUUGUGCUUUCGUCUUAUUGGUCAUUAUUUAGCCAUUGAGCCAUAUUUUUGCCGUUCUAUAGUUUUCAUAGGCCUUUGAUUUCUUGGGAACUCGCUCUCUAUUUGGGGAUCCUGAUGACUUUAACAGUAUCCGCAAAACAGUCAGAAUGGUUGUAGUAUGUAAACCAUGACAAAUUCUCUGUCUAGUGCACGAAAGGUGAAUGCUCUUCAAUCUUCAUGUCCAAGGAUUAAAAUAAAUCGUGUAGCGGUUCUUUUAGGUAUCCUAGCCCCUAGCAUGUAACAUUAAAAGUUAUCACAAAAUACUAAACAGGAGAUUAUCUGCAAUCAGUGGAGAAUUUCUUCAUUGCAAGUCCGUCCCACCUGUAUAAGUUGUUGCUUCUAUGGCCAAAAUGCUGUAGCAAAUUUGUUGGGGUUGGAGCAUCUUUGGAAGGUGCUAAAGCUUCCGUCAGGCAGCAUACUUUCCAACCGAGAUGAGUUACUGUUGAUUGGGAAAUAUUCCGCAUGAAGUGUUCAUUGUGCGAUGGUGAUUCAAUUGAUGAUGUAUUGGAAUCUUAUGCAUGCGUGUGAUUUUUUUGUCUGUGUGAAGAAUGUGCUUAGUGGCCAGCAGUGAAUAUGUGAAUUGUGCUGAUUGAAACCGUGGUGGAGACUCUGCUUCAAUGCUCCAUUUUUUGGCACUUCCUAAAGCAAAAUUCUUGGUUGAGGGGUUUUCUUAUCGUCAAUUGUCAAUAAAUGCUUUCGAAUUAUGCAAUAAA
Molecule: messenger RNA, 2731 nt
Organism: Neltuma alba
Lineage: Eukaryota; Viridiplantae; Streptophyta; Magnoliopsida; Fabales; Fabaceae
Product: sucrose transport protein SUC4
Exons: 5
Coding region: 283-1794 (503 amino acids)
Biological process (GO): transmembrane transport; sucrose transport
Cellular component (GO): plasma membrane; vacuole
Molecular function (GO): sucrose:proton symporter activity
Source: RefSeq, a predicted model, not a curated record